AUGUCAGAUCUCCUCGACGAAAUCACGGCUCUAGAGCAGGCGUCAGACGAUAUCUCAUCAAAUAGACGUCAUCGUUACCAGGUCGCAAGAGGCUUCCUUUGGACUGCAUGGCAACGUUGGAUCCAAUUAUCGACAUAUUACCUAUUUGGAACACGGUUACUACGACGUUGUAACCCCGAGGACUGGUACCCAGCCUUGCCUCCUGAAUAUGAUGAGCUGGAACUCGGCACUGUUGGCAACUCGCUAAAGGUGGAAGAUCAAACAGAGAAAGCUUGCAAUUACAUGUGCAGGCACUCCUACUAUCUUGUCAGACUCAGUGCGCCAGGCACUUUGGAUCUGAGAACUCUUGUUCUUCGAUACAACGACCAGUUUGGUAACAAAAGAGCAAGAUGCCAUCAGAGAGGCGCUGAUUGGUUGCAUUGCGACGCCGCUGCAGCGUUUUGCCAACGAUGCGUCACGUCGACACCAGAGGAUCAGUCGACGCAUGACCAAGCUUGUUCAAACAAACAAUGCCAAAAGCUUAUGUGGGAUAGGAACUCAUAUCUGAGCACUGAAGCUCCAAGGGCUGUGGAUCUAUCGUUGAGUGACUCCAACUCGACAAAGUGUUUGAGAUAUAGAAAAGCAGCGGGCCAAACCCUGGCGAUAUCUCAUGUUUGGGGUCAUGGGCAAGGUGGAAGACCCGAAGAUGGGUUCAACGAAUGCCUUCAUAACCGCUAUUCUGCCAUUGCACUCAAUCUGGGCUGUGACUCGUAUUGGAUUGAUGCUGCUUGUAUCCCGUCGGAUGAACACCUUCGAUCCGAAGCAAUCAAAACCAUCAACCCUACGUUUAGGGAAAGCAAGGUAACUUUGAUUUGCGACAGAGAUGUCAUGGAUAUCGAUAUCGGCUCUCAAAGUCUGUCCAAGGAGCAGUGCGAACGUUUAAUUUCAGUCCUCCUUCUUAGUGAUUGGAAUAUUCGAGCCUGGACCCUGCUUGAAGGCAUUCGUGGAAACAGGGCCAUUCAUGUCUUGUGCAAGAAUAACAAUCCUGUUCCUUUGAAAGACUUCCUUGUGGUGUUGUAUGAGCGAGGAAGUAUAGAUUUAUGUGGCGUACUUCUUGGCUCUCCUCACCUACUUCCUAUGGGCCAAGAGAUUUCUACAGUCGAACUGGAAAAGGCAGGAACUAUGUUGAGCCGGCGCUUUGCUUCCAGACCAGGGGAUGAGAUGGUUAUAUGGAGUCUGCUUUGCGGUGACGAUACAGCAGAGAAACGACUAGAACGUUUCUGGAAAGGGAGAUUGCGAGUUCCUAUCAAGUCGGGGUUUUUAAUGUCAACUUCCGAUCGAGUAAAAGGUAUCCGUGGUCUCAGUUGGGCACCAUCGUCACCUUUCGCGCGGCCCAUGGAACUCAAUGUAUCGUCACCAGACCCUGCUAUCUAUGCUUCCUAUGAUGGUAAUGGCACGAUAGCCGUCAAGCUCCUGGACGAAAAGGUCUCGGAUUGCAAUACUGCGCUUCAUCUCCGAGGGGAUUGGUGUGUUUACAUCGUCCAGCCAUCAGAUCUUGAAGAUCUUUCAGCUGUUCCCAAUUCAUGCUGGGAGCGUGCGAAACAACUCCUUUCGUCUGGAGAGUAUAAGAGAGUUAUCUUUGUAAGACCCGUUUUUAGCAGGGCUCACGUCGUUGCAGGUGAUGAGAUUCCCUUCCUGAGGCCCACAACAGAUGCCGCAGCCAUACCCAGGUGCGAUCAAUAUCAAGUCCAACUCAAGAUCAUAUACGAUUGCAUCAGUCGCAACUUCCAGUACAACAUCAUGUCCUCGCCCUCAUCAUCCUCGUUCACCAGAGAACAGAUCUGGGAAGAGUGGAAGAAUUGUGGUACACAACCGGAAGAACGUCGAGACACAACAAGCAGCUUCAUUUGCCACGACAUUCGUGAGAUUGACAUCGACGGUCAAUGGUUCAAGGAGCGGGACGCGCCGCAAAAGACCGGCAAUGAUAGACCCUCCUCGAAGCCAAGGAUGGAGGAAGAACGUAUUGUUGAUCGUGCAUUUGACCUUCUCUCCCGGCUUCCAGACACACCAAUUCCAUUAUUCAACCACCCGGUGCUACCAGGAGACCAGUCGAAGCACGGCUGGUUGAAGAUAGGUGGAGAUACCUAUGUUUGGGAGGACCUGGAGGUUGUCCACACAACGUCUGCAAUUGUUAUUCGAAUGGCACUUUCUAUUGCAGCUACAUGGGACAGAAGCCCGAAAACAAAUGUCAGAGGCAAGGAAUUGCACAUGUUUAGAAAGUUUCUGGAUUUCACUUCUGAGUUGAUAGACUCAACUACAUACGAGUCGGAGAAACCGAGUUUCAAGAGCCCCGGCCAGCAAUGGAGAUGGUUCGUGCUCAAAGCAUACCUGUGGAGUACUUGGCAGAGAUGUGUAGCUCUUCACUACUGGCGCAUUCUACAGGACCAUUUGGCCAUUGGUUUCGAUUACAGCGACCUCAGCGAACUGGCCCUUCGUCCAAACCUCGACUCUUCCCUGGUCUCCGAAAAACAAACAGUUUUGAAAUCGGAGUACAUGUGUAGUCUUGCCUACCAGAUUCUACUCAGGAGUAGGUCGACUGCAUUGCUGGACCUGCGGCAAUUUCACGCCAGAUUCAAUGACCUUUUCGGGAGUAAACCUGGGAGGUGUAACAACCGCAAGUCAUGCGAUGGAGAGUCACCUGCUCGUUGCCGCAGAAUGCAGGGUGCAAUGAUUGUUGAUCAAAGCCAACAUGACCUUUUGUGCUCGAACCCUACUAAUUGUAAUCGAAUUCUAUGGAACGAAGAGUCGUACCGUCAAGUAACUGGAGGACGCGCUGUUUCUAUAGCUGCUUGUUCAGAUGUGAGUCAGGUUACUCUUCUAUAUGAAGGUGCUUCUCCGCAGACUCUUACAAUUUCACAUGUGUGGAGUCACGGUCAAGGUGGUCGUCCAGAGUCGGGUCUCAACGCUUGUCUUCAUGCUCGGUACUCUGUGAUUGCUAGGAAGUUUGGUUGUUCAAGCUAUUGGAUCGACGCCGCAUGUGAGUAG
Messenger RNA from Fusarium graminearum PH-1, 3024 nucleotides. RefSeq lists its product as uncharacterized. The transcript has 5 exons. Lineage: Eukaryota; Fungi; Ascomycota; Sordariomycetes; Hypocreales; Nectriaceae. The record is from RefSeq and is a predicted model, not a curated record. Bases 1 to 3024 code for a protein of 1007 amino acids.